UUAACACGAUCUACUACGCUCAUUGAUGUUAGCAACUAUACGAGCAGCAGAUAAACUUCUCAAGCUAUAUUGAUAUUACGCUUCUUGUAGUUUAUAUAUAACUCCUUAAGGUGCACUGUUGGUUCUGGACAAUUUUAAUUUUUCGAAGUAUUUAAGUAGAAAUCUACUUUGACAUCUUGAUGGUGUCUCAAAUAAGUAAGCCCUAGAGUUUUUGGUAUAACAGCCUAACUUUCAGCUGCACAAGCAAGAAUAGGACUAUAGGAGUAAGCAACAUGGUAUGGAAUGUGGAAAACUGUAAAGAAACUGUGAGCUUGUCUAUCAUCUUAUGGCUAGGUGCUAUGGUCAUGUUUCAGAGCAUCUUAGUCCUAAGAAGUGCUCAGAAGCAUUUCCAGUUUUGUUAUAAAUGCAUUUUAGGAUCCGUUCACUUCCAUUAAAAAAAUAACUGCAAAGCGCAUUUGAACUUAUCCAGAAUACACUUUAAGAUAAGUAAUAUAAUCUACAAGCCCUUUCUGAAUUUGGCUACUAACUCAUAGCAUUUAUUGAUAUGGGUUUUGUCUGAAAGGCCAUUAAAAAUGGGGUCUGAGACAUACUCUUGUGGGUUAAAUCUUCAUACGAUGAAGUAACCUUGAAAACUUCAAGUACUAGAUUUUGCAUUUGGACCAGGCUAGGAAUUCCAUAGAAACUCCACCGAAAAUCCUGUUUUUAACGUGGUAGGUUAGGAACGAACCAAGGAAUUGUGUAAGAUUAGCGAUGUGGUAUCUUUAAUGUUGCGACCUGUCGAACGGAAUGGGAACCUACUGCAGUAUAAAGAUGUGAAAUUACUGAUAUGCCCCUGGUUAGUAAGCCUAUAUAGAGCUAUAUGAAAUUUCAAGGCUGACAUAACAUAAAUUGUUUAAUUAAAACACGCAUUUGGCAUCAUAGAGUAAUGAUUGAAGAGCAUAUAUGAUUCAAAGAUUAAUGUCAAAGUUCAACCAUAUUGCCAAGUAUGGGUCGUUGAUUAAAAUGCAUCUAAGAUUCUAAAUGGUGACAUGUUAAUGCGUGGAAUUCGUAUCCUGUAUGUUGAUUCUCAACGGAGUUUAAUCAACAAUAGGUAUAACAAAAUCAUAGACUUUGUUAUGUAUCUAAUCAGCUGAAAUAACUAUUCUCCCAUGGCGAACAAUUAUAGAAAAAUAGGCAAGUGUAAUCAUUUAUCAUUUUCAUAGCAAAUAAUUUUGCUUACUUAUGUAUGAUAUUGGAUGUGCUGGUAUCUAUGUUUCCAAAACUGCCAAUCUAUUUGCUUUCUAUACCACUGCAUUUAAUGCAGCAAUCCAAUUACUGAAAUCUCUGUGGUUUCAGAAAUUUUGAGUUGGAUUCCAGAUAGUCUUGAUAUUAUGGCGCUUUUAAAGAUUAGGUGAACUUUUUGAAACCGGCUUCCAAAAUUUACUUUGUGAUUGCUUACGAGGGAGAUUAGGUCGUCAACAAAUACGAGGCAAACCCUACACGGCGGCUUUCACACACAAUUUUAUUGAGCUAUCGUUCAUUCUGAUUAGAACAGGCCUAGAACACCCACAUUGAACAUGGAUGCACCAGUCUUGAAUCUGAUGGAUUAUCAGAGCCGAGUGGCAACUUAUGAUGAUUUACUCAGAAGUUCAAUCCAUUAUUUCUUAGUCGAGUAUCCCAAAAGUGUAUCAAAUAUCUGCAAUUUGGUUUCACUGUAUCGUAAGUUGAUUGAAGACUUAAAAGAUCCGCCUCUUGGAAUUGUUUGGUUUUAUGGUGCUGUUGUAUUUCACAGCUAUAGACCAAGCAGUCUGCCGCCCCCAGGAAAACUAUUGGUUGCUGAGGACUUGCUGGAAUUGGUAAAUGAAUGCUCAAGUUUGUGCAGCGUGUUAAGGAAGGUUGCUGUCAUUGCUCCUGUUGUUUAUCUUCUGUAUCACCUAGAAUUUGAUUUUUCGGCCAGGGAUCCAUCCCUCAGAGAAGAGAUUGGGAUUGCUGUAGAGGGAAUAGUAAAUUAUAUUAGCAUUUGUUGUUCUCAGUAUUUGGAUGAGGGAGGUCAGGGGUCAGAAUAUUUAGGGGGUUAUAUAUUGGAUUUAAUAAGGAUUUGGAUGGCGGAUCCGGUCAGGGACAGCGGCAAAAUCAAUAUUUGGGCAUCUUUCUUUCCUACCCUGGGUAAUGAAUUUCAACCGGAAGUUACUGUCUGCUUAGGGUACCUGGCUGGGGUUGUCAUGAAUGAGACUCUAUUGUUAAGGUUGCGUCUGAAAAUCUCUCCUGGAUUUGAUAAAGAAGACUUGCAGAGAAAUAUGUUAAAUGUGGCUAUUCAGACAAUAAAGGGUUUUCAGAAUUUCUAUUUUCUAGGUGAGAGUGUCUUUUAUUUUGCUGUUUUAUUGGCGUUUUGGAGUCAAAGCUUAGAUACCCUUGGUUUUAGUUGGUUUAGAUGGUAAUCCUUGCCUUUCCUAUUCAGUUUGUUUCCCUUGCACUUUUGUUGAGUUUCACAGGACAUAAAUUUCACAUUUUGUAGAUCUCAGUUGGUUUUUGGUGAUUGGAUGCGCAUUAUUGUCCAUGAGAUUAUGUGGAAUAACUUUUGCAGAUUCUUUCCAUUUCUUCAGAUUCAGCGUCUGGAAAUGGAAAUUUCUGGUUUGAAGUGGAUUGUUUAAAAUUUAUCAAUUAAGAUCUGGGGAUUGAUUAUGUUUCUAUGUGCAAUUUUUUUACUUCUCGAUAACAAGUAUCAAUGCUAUAGCUUGACCUAAUUUUCAGCUUCUUUUGCCGCCUAUUAGCUCACACAUAAAAGUUAAGAGUCCUUUGUUUUUUCACUUGGACCAUACAUAUGUCAAAAUCUAUAACUUGCACUCUCUAUGCUUCUAGAAUUUUGUAAAAUAUUAGCUCAAACCCUAAGGGGGCGUUUACUUUGAAAGAUUAGCCUUGAUAGAUAAAAAUAGUAAGGCUAAUCCCUUGUUUACUUUGUUGGAUUGAAACUUUGGGAUAUCCCAAGGCCCUUGAUUAUUUUUAUCAUUUAAGCUUUGAUUCUUAUCCCAUUAAAAGGGUGGGAUUGGAGUAAUCCUACUCUUGAGGAUAAAAAUACUCAAUCAUCCAUUUAUCAAUCAUGCAAACUAAACGUCCCUAAAGGGAUAGCUUAAUUUAGAAAACCAAUCUAAAUGGUGCUUGAAGAUAAUGUUCAAGUCAUAUAGACAUAAUUCAUUUACUAGCAUAUUCUUUGUACGUUACUUUAAGCUUCUGGAUAAAACAAAAGAUGAGUUGUGGUUUCGUCAAGUUAUGUUAUUCUUCUGCAUCAUCAGGCAAUCCAAACACGGUGCUACUUUUCUUGAUUAUUUAAAGGAUCAGGUUUCUAAACAUGCUUGCAAGAUGUCAAGUUACAUAUUCGGAUAUAUCUGUCAAUAUUCCUGUCAUGACAGUCCUUGUUUCACAUGUUUGUACAAUUUUACUCUAAUGUGCUGACGGUGUGUUGCUCCU
Salvia miltiorrhiza (redroot sage) is the source of this 3444-nucleotide messenger RNA. RefSeq lists its product as uncharacterized. The record is from RefSeq and is a predicted model, not a curated record. The transcript has a single exon. Lineage: Eukaryota; Viridiplantae; Streptophyta; Magnoliopsida; Lamiales; Lamiaceae. The coding region runs from base 1557 to 2417 and encodes 286 amino acids.